AUGCCAUCACUUACAGUAUUUGUGGUUACUGGCGCAAACAAAGGGAUUGGUUAUGGGAUCGUAAAAGGUCUUGCUGAGAAGUUGCAUGAUGCAGUCAUUUAUCUUACAGCGAGGAAUGAAAAAUUGGGUAUGGAAUCACUGAGCAAAUUAAUUAAAGAAUUGGGUGAUAGGCGCCAUUCGGACAUUCGUUUUCAUCAGCUUGACAUCACUGAUCGUAAUAGCUGCGAAAAUUUUGCUUCCUAUUUGAAAAAAGAACACAAUGGAUUCGAUGUAUUGAUUAACAACGCAGGAUUUGCUUUCAAGAACGCUGCAACAGAAUCACCAGAAGAACAAGCUCGUGUGACAAUUGCUAUCAAUUACGACGGUACGAAGCAAGUUUCUAAUAUAUUGUUUCCUCUCAUUCAAGAUGGUGGAAGGGUUGUUAAUGUAAGCAGCUCAGAAGGUGUAAUUGCUGGACGCUAUAGUGAUGAGAUUAUUGCUAAACUUACGAGUCCUUCGUUAACAGUUGAUGAUAUCGACAACUUCACUCGUGACUACAUUAAGGCUUGUGUUGGAGAUAAGCGAGAAGAAAAUGGCUUUCCUAAAUCAGCAUACAAAGUAUCAAAAGCUGCCGAGAUAGCACUCACAUUUAUUCAGGCGAGGGAACUGAAACCUCGAAAUAUUUUGUGUCAUCCCGGAUAUGUUGAUACUGACAUGACAAGUCAUCGUGGUCCCCUGACAAUUGAAGAGGGUGCUGACACGCCUAUUUAUUUAGCAACAUUGGAAGGCAAUGGACCAACUGGAAAAUUUUUUUAUAAGAGAAAAGAGAUCGAUUGGAAUCUUCCAUUUGUCAGCAGUUGA
Messenger RNA from Acanthocheilonema viteae, 840 nucleotides. Lineage: Eukaryota; Metazoa; Nematoda; Chromadorea; Rhabditida; Onchocercidae. The record is from the annotation of a GenBank genome assembly.